AUGACGACGGGUGAGUGCAGGAAGCCUUUGCAAAGCAGGCAGGUGAGGAUUCUGCUCCUUCUCGUGUGCGUGUCGGUGGGGGGAGCCGCCACCAUCCGCUAUUCGGUGGCGGAGGAGAUGGAGAGCGGCUCGUUUGUGGCCAAUGUAGCCAAGGAUCUGGGGCUGGAGGUUGGUAAACUGGCCGAGCGCGGGGCGAGGCUGGUUUCUGAGGGCAACAGGUUGCAUUUCCGGCUCCACCGCAAGACUGGAGAUUUGUUCGUGAAGGAGAAACUGGAUAGGGAAUCGCUUUGUGGCAAAGCUGACCCGUGCGUUCUGCACUUCGAAAUUGUGCUGGUGGAGCCGUUGCAGUCCUUCCGUGCAGAAGUCAGGGUGUUUGAUAUUAAUGACAAUGCCCCGGUUUUUCUAAACAAGGAACCGGUUUUAAAGAUCCCAGAGAGCACCCCACUGGGUUCCCGGUUCCCUCUGCAGAGCGCUCAGGAUCUGGACGUGGGCCUCAACGGUCUCCAAAACUACACCCUCAGUGUCAAUGCAUAUUUCCACCUGCACACCCGCUUCCGCAGCCACGGGCCCAAGUACGCGGAGCUGGUGCUGGAUAAACCGCUGGAUCGAGAGGAGGAGCCUGAGGUCAAUUUGACAAUCACGGCGGUGGACGGCGGGUCCCCGCCCAAGUCUGGCUCCGCCCACAUCCGAGUGGUGGUUCUGGACGUCAACGACCACGUGCCUCAGUUCUCGCGCCUGGUGUACCGGGCUCAGGUACCCGAGAACAGCGCCAACGGUUCCUUCGUGGCGGUGGUGACUGCUUCGGACCAAGACGAAGGCACCAACAAGCAGAUAACGUACUCUUUAGCUCAAAACCCAGAAGCAAUUCUGCAGACAUUCCAGAUCGACUCUCGAACCGGAGAAGUUCGGCUCCGAGGGCCCCUAGAUUUUGAAACGACGGAAACAUACGACAUUGAUAUUCAAGCUACAGAUGGAGGAGGCCUCUCGGCGCACAGCAAAGUCCUGGUGGAAGUGGUGGAUGUAAACGACAAUCCUCCUGAAGUCACCAUCUCCUCUGUGUCCAGCCCUCUCCCUGAGGACUCACCACUGCAGACGGUGGUGGCCCUCUUCACUAUCCGAGACCGGGACAUCCGAGUGGGAGGCAAAAUCACCUGCUUCCUCAAGGAAGAUCUUCCCUUUAGAGUCAAACCCACAUUCCGGAAUUCGUAUUCGCUGGUCACUGGCAGAAGCUUGGAUCGGGAAGACGUCUCGGGGUAUAAUAUCACCCUUGUUGCUGUGGAUACCGGACCACCUAACCUGUCCACAGAGACAGUGAUAGAGGUGCUCAUCUCGGACAUUAAUGACAAUCCUCCCGUGUUUCAGGAAGAUUCCUACAUCUUGACUGUUCGGGAAAACAACAGUCCUGCAGUUUUUAUUGGCAAAGUCCAUGCUGAAGAUCUAGAUUUGGGUGAGAAUGCCCAGGUAACAUAUUCUUUGUUGCCUCCCCAAAGUGGAGAUCUCUCUGUCUUUGCUUACAUUUCCAUAAAUUCAGACAAUGGGAAACUCUAUGCACUGAGAACCAUGGAUUAUGAAGCUAUCCAAGAUUUCCAGUUUGUGGUAAAGGCAACUGAUGGGGGCUUCCUGUCUCUGAGUAGCCAAGUCACUGUCAGAGUGGUUGUCCUGGAUGACAAUGACAAUCGUCCAAUGAUCUUGUACCCACUUCAAAAUGGCACUUUCCCCUGUCAUGACCUAGUGCCCAGGUCGGCAGAGGCCGGCUACCUGGUGACCAAAGUGGUGGCUGUUGAUGGUGACUCAGGUCAGAAUUCUUGGCUUUCAUACCAUCUACUUAAAGCCACUGACCCUGGAUUAUUUUCUGUUCAACCACAAAAUGGGGAAAUCCGUACAUUGAGGCAGAUAUCUGAGAGAGACCCAAUGAUGCAAAAGCUAAUCAUUCUUGUUCAAGAUCAUGGACAACCAGCUCUCUCCACUACUGCCUCACUUAACAUCCUGCUAGUGGAUGGCUUUUCAGAACCCUAUCUGCAGUUCCGGGAUACAUCUAAGCAUUCUAGAAAGGUAAAUCCAACCACCAAAUAUUUGGUCAUCUCUCUGGCUGUGCUUUCCUUUCUCUUUCUUGUCUCUGUCACAGUGAUCUUCAUCAUACACAUUUGCCAGAAGAUUAAACAUAGAGAAAAGUUCACAAUUCAAGAGCCUUUCUAUGAUGACUGUAAUUUCCCUAACAAUCUGGUGCAAGGGGGAGGCAAUGGAUCCUUAUCCCAGCCUUGUUCAUAUGAAAUGUGCUCAGCCAGUGGUACUGGCACUAGUGAGCUCCGGUUUCUUAAGCGCUUUAUGCCCAAUUUCCCUUUCCCUCAUGCCACUGGACAGGAAAAAACAGAGAAUGGUUCUAGUUUACCUUCUAAUAGAAAAAGGUCCCGGGGGUCAGAGGGCCAUGCUCAGGUAUCUGAUGAUUAUAUGUAG
Molecule: messenger RNA, 2454 nt
Organism: Dipodomys spectabilis (banner-tailed kangaroo rat)
Lineage: Eukaryota; Metazoa; Chordata; Mammalia; Rodentia; Heteromyidae
Gene: Pcdhb1
Product: protocadherin beta 1
Exons: 1
Coding region: 1-2454 (817 amino acids)
Biological process (GO): homophilic cell-cell adhesion
Cellular component (GO): plasma membrane
Molecular function (GO): calcium ion binding
Source: RefSeq, a predicted model, not a curated record